CUCCUCCCAGCGACUUUUUGGGCUGUCUCUCUCGGACCUGGCGGCCAGUUCAUCUCCUUCGUAGGUUUGCUUGCUGCUGUCUUCAGCCGGCCCAGCAACGACACCACUUGCUUGUCCUCCAGACGAUUGGACUAGGCCCGGGCCGCGGUCUCCACUAGGCCCGAGCGGCCGGGCUGGGGGUUGUGUUGUGGAGAAGGCUUCCUUGAAGCACCGCGGGCCGGCUGGCGCCGCGCGACUCAGCGGGUGGUUCCAGGGGAAGGCAAGCAAGGUUCGCAGCGUUACAGUGACGAUCCCAGAAUUCGGCGCGCGCAGGCGUUAGGGCCGGAACUGCCCGGCGAGCCUCCGCUCCAUCAGUUGUGUUGCAUCCCAGCUGUGCUAACUCCCCAUUUGAGGACUGAGGGUUGUCGUUGAUGGUGUGGCUGAUUCACUCUGUAAAAAGUGUUGUUUGUGCCCAGCCAUUAUCCAGAGAGGACUCUGUGCUGCCGCCUCCCGCCCCUCUUGACAUUACGAUCCUGGCCCACCGCAGAAACCUCCAAGGCGGGGCGAAGAUGGCCUCAGUGCCAGUGUAUUGCCUCUGCCGGCUGCCUUAUGAUGUGACCCGCUUCAUGAUCGAGUGUGACAUGUGCCAGGACUGGUUUCAUGGCAGUUGUGUUGGUGUUGAAGAGGAGAAGGCUGCUGACAUUGACCUCUACCACUGCCCCAACUGCGAGGUUUUACAUGGGCCUUCCAUUAUGAAAAAACGCCGUGGAUCUUCAAAAGGGCAUGAUACACACAAGGGGAAACCAGUGAAGACUGGGAGCCCUACGUUCAUUCGAGAGCUCCGGAGUAGGACUUUUGACAGCUCAGAUGAAGUGAUUCUGAAGCCUACUGGAAGUCAGCUGACUGUGGAAUUUCUGGAAGAGAAUAGCUUCAGUGUACCUAUCCUGGUCUUGAAGAAGGAUGGGUUGGGAAUGACGCUGCCCUCACCAUCAUUCACUGUGAGGGAUGUGGAACACUAUGUUGGUUCUGACAAAGAGAUUGAUGUGAUUGAUGUGACCCGCCAGGCUGACUGCAAGAUGAAACUCGGUGAUUUUGUGAAAUAUUAUUACAGUGGGAAGAGGGAGAAAGUCCUCAAUGUCAUUAGUUUGGAAUUCUCAGAUACAAGGCUUUCUAAUCUUGUGGAAACACCGAAGAUUGUUCGAAAGCUGUCUUGGGUUGAGAACUUGUGGCCAGAGGAGUGUGUCUUUGAAAGACCUAAUGUGCAGAAGUAUUGCCUCAUGAGCGUGCGGGAUAGCUAUACAGACUUUCAUAUCGACUUUGGUGGCACCUCAGUCUGGUACCAUGUACUUAAGGGCGAGAAGAUCUUCUACCUGAUCCGCCCAACAAAUGCCAAUCUGACACUCUUUGAGUGCUGGAGCAGUUCUUCUAAUCAGAAUGAGAUGUUCUUUGGGGACCAGGUGGACAAGUGCUACAAAUGUUCUGUGAAGCAAGGACAGACACUUUUCAUUCCUACAGGAUGGAUCCAUGCUGUGCUGACCCCUGUGGACUGCCUUGCCUUUGGUGGCAACUUCUUACACAGCCUUAACAUUGAAAUGCAGCUCAAAGCCUAUGAGAUUGAGAAGCGGCUGAGCACAGCAGACCUCUUCAAGUUCCCCAACUUUGAGACCAUUUGUUGGUAUGUGGGAAAGCACAUCCUGGACAUCUUUCGAGGUUUGCGAGAGAACAGGAGACACCCUGCCUCCUACCUGGUCCAUGGUGGCAAAGCCCUCAACUUGGCUUUUAGGGCCUGGACAAGGAAAGAAGCUCUGCCAGACCAUGAGGAUGAGAUCCCGGAAACAGUGCGGACUGUACAGCUCAUUAAAGAUUUGGCCAGGGAGAUCCGUCUGGUGGAAGAUAUCUUCCAACAGAACGUUGGGAAGACGAGCAAUAUCUUUGGGCUACAGAGGAUCUUCCCAGCUGGCUCCAUUCCCUUAACCAGGCCAGCCCAUUCCACUUCAGUGUCCAUGUCCAGGCUGUCACUGCCCUCCAAAAGUGGUUCAAAGAAGAAAGCCCUGAAGCCCAAGGAACUCUUCAAGAAGGCAGAUCGAAAGGGCAAGGAGAGUUCAGCCCUGGGGCCUGCUGGCCAGUUGAGUUAUAAUCUCAUGGACACAUACAAUCAUCAGGCACUGAAGACAGGCUCUUCCCAGAAAGCAAAGUUCAACAUCACUGGUACCUGCUUGAAUGAUUCAGAUGAUGACUCACCAGACUUGGACUGUGAUGGAAACGAGAGCCCGCUGGCCCUAUUGAUGUCUAAUGGCAGUACCAAGAGGGUGAAGAGCUUAUCCAAGUCUCGUCGAGCCAAGUUUGCAAAGAAGGCAGACAGGACUAGGAUGGUAGCAGAACAGGUGAUGGAAGAUGAAUUUGACUUGGAUUCAGAUGAUGAGCUGCAGAUUGACGAAAGAUUGGGAAAGGAAAAGGCAACCCUGAUAAUAAGACCAAAAUUUCCUCGGAAAUUGCCCCGUGCGAAACCUUGCUCUGACCCCAACCGAGUUCGUGAACCAGGAGAAGUUGAGUUUGACAUUGAGGAGGACUAUACAACAGAUGAGGACAUGGUAGAAGGGGUUGAAGGCAAUCUUGGGAAUGGGAGUGGAGCUGGUGGAAUUCUUGAUCUACUCAAGGCCAGCAGGCAGGUGGGGGGACCUGAUUAUGCUGCCCUCACUGAAGCCCCAGCUUCUCCCAGUACUCAGGAGGCCAUCCAGGGCAUGCUGUGUAUGGCCAACCUGCAGUCCUCAUCAUCCUCACCAGCUACCUCCAGCCUGCAGGCCUGGUGGACCGGAGGGCAGGACCGAAGCAGUGGGAGCUCCAGCAGUGGGCUGGGCACAGUGUCUAAUAGUCCUGCUUCCCAGCGUACCCCAGGGAAGCGACCCAUCAAGCGGCCAGCAUACUGGAGACCUGAGAGCGAAGAGGAGGAGAACGCCAGUCUGGAUGAACAGGACAGCUUGGGAGCAUGCUUCAAGGAUGCAGAGUAUAUCUACCCUUCCCUGGAGUCUGAUGAUGAUGAUCCUGCUUUGAGAUCGCGACCCAAGAAAAAGAAGAAUUCAGAUGAUGCUCCAUGGAGUCCUAAAGCCCGUGUGACCCCAACUUUACCAAGGCAGGACCGUCCUGUGCGUGAGGGGACCCGGGUAGCUUCCAUUGAGACCGGCUUGGCUGCAGCAGCUGCAAAACUGGCCCAGCAGGAGCUGCAGAAGGCCCAAAAGAAAAAAUAUAUCAAGAAGAAGUCUUUGCUGAAGGAGGUGGAACAGCCUCGCCCUCAAAACUCCAAUUUCAGCAUGACAGUACCAGCCACAACUCUGGCCACUGCACCACAACUUCUCACUUCCUCCUCACCUCUGCCUCCUCCUGAGCCUAAACAAGAGGCCCUGUCAGGAAGUCUUGCUGACCAUGAGUAUACUGCUCGUCCUAAUGCCUUUGGCAUGGCCCAGACAAACCGCAGCACUACACCUAUGGCCCCCGGUGUCUUCUUGACACAGCGGCGCCCUUCACUUGGCUCCCAGAGCAAUCAGGCAGGACAAGGAAAGCGCCCCAAAAAGGGCCUGGCCACAGCAAAGCAGAGACUCGGCCGUAUCCUGAAAAUCCAUAGAAAUGGCAAACUACUUCUGUGAGCCUCUUGUAUCACAUCCCCUACCACUUCACCCCCAUUGCCUUCUCUGUUGUCAACUCUCGGGGUGCUCCUGGAUCCUAUCUGCCCCAGACAAGGUGCUGAGGCGCAUUGUCCUGCUUUCUUGGGACUGACCAAAGGCAUGGACUCCUCCAUGGACCCCUACUGUGACUCCCUAACUCACUCCCCCACUUUCACUAGAACAUCCUGCCUUCCUUCUUUAUACCUCUGAGCAGCAGGUAAAUGGGAGAGGUUUCUACCUGACUAGAACCCUCUGUUUUACUCCUGUCUAUCCUUUACUCCUGUCAAUCCUGUCUCCAAUGUCCCCAGAGCUAAAAGGCAGGAUGAGGAGAGCCUGAGCCCUUUUGAUAUUCCCAUGGCCAUGAAGUGGGAGGCCCAGGACUCAACACUUUCUGCAACUGCAGCCCUAUCUCCAGAAGCCUACCCACCUCUGCCUAUUUUUCCUUCCACUUCUUCCCCCCAGUCCAGUGGAUGUGCCCUACUUUCAGACUUGUACUUGGAAGAAAGCUAUGGUCCUUGCCCCCUCUUGCCAAAUACUUGAUGGAAAUAAGGCUGACUAAACUUAUCCUUUAGAAGAAAGGAGAUUCCUGUCACUUUUCAAGGUGGAGAGAAGACAGAUACCCAAGCCUUUGACCAUGAUUUUGUAGCCCAUUGGAGGAGGCUACUUUUGGUUAGCUGUACAUGAAGUCCCUUGUUCUAAUGUGAGCUCCAGGAUUUGUCUGGAUUUUGAGGUCCUGCAGCCCAUUACUGUGGCUGGGCUCCAGCAGGUGAAAAAUCAUCUCCUAGAAACCUGAAAGCACCUGCCACUGAAGCAGGUAACCCUGCCCCAACCCUGUGCCACAGAGGACAGCCUGGACCUUCUGGAGAGGGUGUAGCAGGACAGCCUACCCCUGAGUCCUCCAUUGGUAACCUCCAUGCUUCUUUCUCCACUGAGGUCUUGGUCUGAAAAAGACCUAAGGACUGAUAUCUUCACUCCUGGGCCUUUGUACCUCUAGACAAACAGGUGCAGACAGGCCACUCAUGAGCCCAAGCUGACAAGAAGAGAUGCCCAUCUGUGAAGGAGCAGAACAUCUGAUACUCCCUUCCCCUUUCUUUCCUCUGCGGAUUGUCUCCAUUGUCCAGAUAGUACCCCACCUUUCACCUACCUUGCUUCAUUGGCAAUCUGGACUUGAUGGAAAAUGGCCCUCCUUCAUUUGGCAUUGCCCAAGUGCAGUGUUUCUUUGCCCUCUACCACUUACUCCACCCUCACCCCAGCUUACACAGUGCUUUUGGAAAAUUCAGCAGCUACCAUGCAGGUCACAGGGAAUUUGUGGGGCUUCCAUUUUUGUCUUUGUAUUUGCAGUUUGUCUUUCUUUUCUCCAUAGGCCUGCCUCUACUCCUUCCUUGGAAUCAGGGUUUCUUUUAGCCCAUUUGCUUUUUUUACCUUGGGGACCCCAGGGGCCAAGCAGUUCUCCAUCUAGUUACACCAAAGGCAAAAGGCCUGGCUACCUCCCCUCUAGCAUGUGAGUUCCCUAUUCCUCUUCCCUCUGUUUCUACCUAGCUUUGCUUAUUUGGGGGAUUUCAAGGCAGCAUAAGGUAGAAGAGGGCAGUUGAAACCUCUGUCCCUGUGCAGGCAACUGCCUGACUGCUGUAACCAAGACUGGGUCCCCAGCUCUUUUGCCCAUUAACAGUCCCUCUUUAUCUUUCAAAGGCAGCUAAUUGCUAGCAAGUCCCCCUGAUUCCAGGCCUCUUUCUCCUCCAUUUCAUAGAAGUUAAUGUGGAACUGAACCAUCACCCAUUUGACUGGCUUUUGUUUUGUUUAGUUGGGGUCUCUGAACCUCUUGUUUAUUGUUGUGUUGUUUCCAAUGAAAAGCAAGUUUACCCUCAGAGUUACGCUUUUCCAAAGAGGCUAAUGUUUUUGUUUUCUUUAUUUUUCAGGUUUAAGUGAAGUUAAUUUGGGGAGGGGUUGUGAGUGGUAGUAACCAAGGUGUAGAACAUGGUGAGAUAGUUAUGUCUGAUCUCCAAUCCCCAGCAGGGAGCUGGGGGCUCAGAUAGGGGGCAGGGAGAGAGAAUUUCUAUUCACCUUUAAUAUAUUUUUACAAAAAGCAAACAAUUUAAAAAUAAGCCCACCGCUUCUGUACAUGUCUAAAUAUAUUUUUAGAAGUGGGUAGGAUUGUGAAUUUCUGAUGCAGAGCCUUUUUAUAAAUAGGAUAAAGUAGCAUCAUCCAGAUUUCUGUGUUGGUUUUUUUUCCCCUGCUUUUUUCUUAUGUUGUGUUACUAAUGUAAUUUAUAUAUAUUUUUUAGAUCCUCCCUUUCCUAUAGAGAUAAAAGUGAUUUAUCUUGGCAA
Nycticebus coucang (slow loris) is the source of this 5963-nucleotide messenger RNA. It is a transcript of the gene PHF8, whose product is annotated as PHD finger protein 8. Bases 411 to 3620 code for a protein of 1069 amino acids. Gene Ontology annotation, molecular function: histone demethylase activity; transcription coregulator activity. NCBI's taxonomy places the organism in Eukaryota, Metazoa, Chordata, Mammalia, Primates, Lorisidae. The transcript is spliced from 22 exons. The record is from RefSeq and is a predicted model, not a curated record. Gene Ontology annotation, biological process: protein demethylation; regulation of transcription by RNA polymerase II.